UGGGGGGUGAUAUAUGCGAUGAGAUAUAGUAUAGGAGUCGUCAAGACCUAGGUCAGGAGUGCGAUAGUGUUCGAGUCUUGGAAAGAAUUAGUAAGGGUUUCAUUUCAUAUCAUAUCAUUCAAAGGGUUGUCUUCGUGCUCCGUCAGGGACGGCUUCCUCCUGUUCGUACGCCCCUUAAUCUUCUUCCAUCUUUGCCAUUGCCAGAGUAUCGUUUCAUAAAUCAUCACCGCCCAUCUCGAUUGUUGGAUGUUUUUUUCUUUCUCUCUUUCUGGGGAGAUAAAGUGAAGAACGCGUAAGUUGGAAGUCCUUCAAUCCAGAACCCCAGAGCCAGAGAGAUUGGCCAGGAGGGAUUUAUCAAUCUGGUGACGUCCUGCUAUUUUGAAAUAUAGAACCUUGGGAAGGUUUGGUCAAAUCGGAUAUGGCAGGACAAGGAGUGGCGGUAAUGGACCCUGCGGUGCUAGACGACUUAAUUAAACGGUUGACAGAGGUCCGAUCAGCCAGACCUGGCAGGCGGGUCCAGCUCUCUGAGGCUGAGAUUAAGCAGCUCUGUCUUGCCUCUCGUGAGGUCUUCCUUCAGCAGCCCAAUUUGCUCGAGCUAGAGGCUCCCAUUAAGAUUUGCGGUGAUAUUCAUGGGCAAUACAGUGAUUUGUUGCGGCUUUUCGAGUAUGGAGGUUUUCCACCUGAGGCCAACUAUUUAUUCUUAGGAGACUAUGUUGAUCGUGGCAAACAAAGCUUGGAGACUAUAUGCCUCUUGCUUGCCUACAAGAUUAAAUACCCGGAGAACUUUUUCCUUCUGAGAGGAAAUCAUGAAUGUGCUUCUAUAAACCGCAUUUAUGGGUUCUAUGAUGAAUGCAAAAGACGUUUCAAUGUGAGGCUUUGGAAAUCUUUCACCGACGCUUUUAAUUGCCUUCCCGUCGCGGCUCUUAUAGAUGACAAGAUAUUAUGUAUGCAUGGUGGUCUUUCUCCUGAUUUGACACAUUUAGACCAAAUCAGAAUCUUGCCUCGGCCAACUGCUCUUCCGGACACUGGUUUGCUGUGUGAUUUGUUAUGGUCAGACCCUGCUAGAGAUGUGAAAGGGUGGGGAAUGAAUGACAGAGGGGUUUCAUAUACCUUCGGCCCUGAUAAGGUAUCUGAGUUCUUGAACAAGCAUGAUUUGGACCUUGUCUGCCGUGCACAUCAGGUUGUAGAGGAUGGAUAUGAGUUCUUUGCUGAAAGGCAACUUGUGACCAUAUUCUCAGCUCCCAAUUAUUGUGGCGAAUUCGAUAAUGCUGGUGCGAUGAUGAGUGUCGAUGAAGACCUGAUGUGCUCCUUUCAGAUUUUGAAACCUGCAUGAUGUCAAACAAAAUAUGACGGUGGGCUGAAACUUGAACACUUGGUCUUGAGCCUUGAUGGAGGUCAGCUAUACACUCUUGUCUCAUUUGAUUCAUCUAAUUAUUUAUACCUUGUCCUCGUUUACCGUUGGGUAGUGGUAUUCUUUCUUUCUUGCUCUGAGUGAUAUAUGGGGUUUGUUUUCCGUGUGCAUAGAAGUGGUGAUAGUUGAAUUCCCCUGUCUGGUUCGUUCGUUGAAUUGCUUUAUAUUUAUUUGUUGCACACCAGGCCAUUUUUCAAUAUGAACGGACGUAUGGGGACUUGGAAUAAUUGUUUAUCUUAUAUCUUCGUCAACAUAUAUUACUAUGCAACGGGUUGAUUUCAGAACUCGUACACAAAAAGAUGUUCUGCCGUUUAUUUUCCAGUAUUAUGAAGACAACAAUGUGGACCAUUCACAUCUCGAUUUAUAGCACGCGGAUCGAGUAAAUUGGGUCUAAGAGAGUCACUUUUUCAGGAUUUCAGAAUUUCCUGAUCAGUCUCGAGACACUUCAAACUGUAUACCUGUUUGGGCCUGCCACACACAGUAGCCAAAUGUUAAUAGUGUAGGAUGCCAGUUAGUGAAUAAUAUCUGCCACCACUGGUGUUUUCUACUAUGCGCGCACUUUACUAGAGCAGUCGAGGUGCCAGUCGGCGAAUAAUAUCUGUCGUUGGGUUUCAUCCCACGACCUGCUUCCUCAGCAGCCUUGCCUUAUUUCUCAAUACCUCUAAACUUUGCAGGGUAGGGGUAGUAGUUGAAGUUGAAAUGGCUGUUCUGUGUGUUCAGUUCAGACCAGACCAGAUGAAAUAAGUACCAAGGCCAGGGUGUGCAAUCACCAACUUAGUUUGGUACGCCAAGCAAGGGAGGGACAGUUCUCCAUUUUCGAGUAUCUUUCGGGUUGUACAUAUCUACAGGCUGCUAAUUGAAAUCAAUCUUUUUUUGCUGUACACGAAGGGGUGAGGGGUCUGUCUGCCGUCCGAGGCUUAGCCACCUUUGAAGUUGCUAAUUUCUUAUGUUUUUCUGCUGUAGAUCCUGUGACUUCUGUGUUGUUUCUACGUCUUGUUGGCAUUUGUUAAUCUUUCUCAGUCUGGCAUGAAGAUGACUAUUUGUUGAGCCAGCCGUUCACUGUUUUGCUGCAGGCGCCAUCCAGCAGCUUCUAACUCCCAUUGGUGACCCCGACGGCUGCUGUGUAGACUUUUUUUCCUCUUAAUUUUGUGUUUUCGAUUAGUCUGUAAUCUUAUUGUAUUGUGCCAUUUUGGAGUUCUCAGAAGUGGUAUUAGUCUUAAGUAGGGAUUGUUUGGUUGAUUUCUACUGGUGGACAAAAGACAAUUCUACUAGUAAUUGUGGAUGUGGAUGAUCGUAUUCACAAGCGGCAAGAGCCUAAACAACAAACUUCAAAUCACUGUCUUAUCAAUCAAAUAAGAGGGCUUUGAGGACUAUCCUACGCAAAUCAAGAAAUAACAAAAAUUAACUAGUGGGAGA
Linum tenue is the source of this 2827-nucleotide messenger RNA. NCBI's taxonomy places the organism in Eukaryota, Viridiplantae, Streptophyta, Magnoliopsida, Malpighiales, Linaceae. The record is from the annotation of a GenBank genome assembly.